AUGUCCACAACCACCGAGACAAAGCAGCAGCGCAACUUUGCGACUCGCUUCGAGACCAAAGAUCUUGUGACUUUUGACAAGGAUACUAUCUACGGUGACUGGCGCGACGAGUUCCACAAGAAUGGCUGCGUCUUGAUCAAGGGCGUCAUCUCUCCCGAGCGAGCCCAAUACUACUGCGACAAGCAAAUCGAGUGGUUGAAAAAGUUCGAGCUCGGAUUCGACGAGAAGGAUCCCAGCACCUGGACCGCCGAGCACCUCCCGGUCAGCUUCAAGGGUGGCAUGUAUUUUGGCUAUGGCUCCAACCACGAGAAGAUGGCCUGGGAGGCUCGUACUGAGCCCAACGUUGUUGCUAUCUUCGAGAAGCUCUGGGGCACCAAGGAGCUGAUCACAUCUUUUGACGGCAUGAACAUCUCCAUGCCUAACCGAAAGGACCUGACCUGGAGCCCUUGGCCUCACUGUGAUCAGAACCCCAAGCGCAAGGGUAUGCAAGCAGUCCAAGGCCUCCUCAAUUACGCCCCGAACGGUCCCAAGGAUGGCGGUCUCAUGCUCAUGAAGGGUUCCGCUGCCCUUUUCAACGAGUUCUUCGAGCAGAAGCGCGAGUCCGCCGACCACGAGGAUGCCCCACCCCCCGAGCUCGAGAUGAUGGAUCUCUUCCUUUUCAGUGAAAAGGACAAGAAGUGGUUCGAGGAUCGCGGCUGCGAGAUGAUCAAGGUCAACAUGGAGCCCGGUGACUUUGUUCUCUGGGAUUCGCGCACCAUGCACUAUGCCUGCCUGCCUGAGGGUGAACAGAUCCGUCAUGUGCAGUACAUCUGUAUGACGCCCCGAAAAUUUGCCGAUGAUGAUGCCCUGGAGGCGAAGAAGUACUGUUUCGAGAACUGGCUGGGCACUACUCACUGGCCUCAUUGCAACAUCCGCGUGGCCGAGGACAAGCCCAUGAGAAACGGAAAGAUUUGCCCCAAGUACCGAACAGAGCCUUUUGAGAAGCCCGAGCUCACUGAUCAGGUUCUUCAACUUGCCGGUGUCAAGCCUUAUUGA
Penicillium diatomitis is the source of this 1035-nucleotide messenger RNA. RefSeq lists its product as uncharacterized. The record is from RefSeq and is a predicted model, not a curated record. The transcript has 3 exons. NCBI's taxonomy places the organism in Eukaryota, Fungi, Ascomycota, Eurotiomycetes, Eurotiales, Aspergillaceae. The coding region runs from base 1 to 1035 and encodes 344 amino acids.